Frankliniella occidentalis (western flower thrips) is the source of this 1610-nucleotide messenger RNA. RefSeq names its product sarcoplasmic reticulum histidine-rich calcium-binding protein-like. The coding region runs from base 191 to 1381 and encodes 396 amino acids. The record is from RefSeq and is a predicted model, not a curated record. NCBI's taxonomy places the organism in Eukaryota, Metazoa, Arthropoda, Insecta, Thysanoptera, Thripidae. The transcript is spliced from 2 exons.
UGUCCGGCAUGGCCGUGGAAGGCCCGCCAGAGGCCAGAGAGGAGGAAAGCGUUUCCAAGUGAGGCCAUCCCUUCCCCUAUCGCUUCCCUCCCCUUCCAUCCCGGCCUGGCUGCCCUGUCCUGCCCGGGAUGCUCUCGGAGCCUGCUCGUAUAAAUGUCCCAGGCACAUCGGCGGAAGGCAUCAGUCCACCAUGAGGAUCUCUCUUCUCCUAGCGGUGCUCAGCAUCUGGGGGGCAGGCCUGUGCCUGGCCAGGGCGCCGGCGGCGCCGGCGUCGCCGGCAGUGUCCCAGGAAAGCCUGCGAGUCGAGGUGCAAGACACCCUGCAGGGCCUGCUGCAGGAGACGCAGGACUCAAUGGCCCGCCUGAGUGCCGACGACGGUGACCGCACUCGUAGGAGCGCCGGGAUCGACGACUCGGAAGACAUCAUCAUGGACGGCGAGGACGACGAGGCCGAAGACAGCCUCCACCGGUCUCGGAGGGACCUGUUCGGGCUUGACGACACGGAGGACAUCGUGCUGGACCAUGGCGAUGACGACGACGCCGAUGAGAUUGUCCACCGCUCGCUCAGGAGCGUCGGACUCGAUGACUCGGAGGACAGCGGAUUCGACAGCGAGGACGACGAGGCCGGCGACGCUCUGGAGAGGUCGCGCAGGAGCAUCAGUCUGACCCAGGACUACGACGACGAGGAGGACGACAGCCUGGUAGAGCGCGUGCGCAGGAGCAUCGCCACGGAGGAAUCACAGGACCUGCAGGCAGCGGCCAGCCACCACGAGAAGGGCGGCGGCAAGAAGUACAAGGAGUCACACUUCUCCAAGAAGGGCAAGAAGGGCGAAAAGGGCCAUAAGGAGAAGAAGCACUGGGAUGCCGCCGAGGCGGGCAAGCACGGCAAGAAGCACAAGGCGUCGCACUAUGCCAAGAAGGGCGCUCACAAGAAGAAGUUCCACGACGCCGCCAAGAAGUACGGCAAGAAGCACGAGUCCGAGUCCGGACACAAGGGCGAGAAGUUCCACCACAAGAAGGGCCACAAGAAGGGGCACAAGGUCAAAGGCUACCACAAGAAGCACCACAAGGACGACUUCCAGAAGAAGAAGAAGUUCUGGGACAAGGCGCACAAGACCGGCAAGCACAAGAAGUACGGCCAGGAGGACUCCCACCACGAGAGCAAGGAGGGUAAGCACAAGAAGGGCAAGCACCACCACUCGGGCUACAAGGAGGCGCACAAGGGCAAGAAGGGCCAGAGCAAGAAGGGCCACCACGACAAGGCGGACAAGAAGUGGAAGGGGAAGAAGGGGCACGACGCGCACCACGCGCACAAGGAGAGCUACGGCAAGAAGGGCGGCAAGAAGUCCGGUAAGAAAUGGGGCUACAAGGAGAAGCACUGAUGCUCUAAGAGAAUCAGUACCCUUGCUUGUCAGUAUCAAUAAGUGUCAGUCUGGAAGGAUCUCACCGUUGUUGUUUCUCUAGUCAAGUUGAGGAGGCAUUACUGUGAGGGUUGUUGUUUUGUUGUCUGUUGCCAUUAUUUGUUUGGCUGUUGUUAUUUAUGUAUCUAGUAUUUCGCUUAUUGUGUUCUAUUUAUUGACAAAAAUAAACCCUGUGUUUAAACUUUUUGUA